This is a messenger RNA of Haemonchus placei, 246 nucleotides long. The record is from the annotation of a GenBank genome assembly. Lineage: Eukaryota; Metazoa; Nematoda; Chromadorea; Rhabditida; Trichostrongylidae.
AUGAUCGACGCAAUGUUUUUUGAAAUGUCCGACACAAGCGGUAGAAGGGAACGACCUGAAACCGGUUCGAAGUGUGGCGAUAAUGGUGACGAUUCAGCAUCUACUGACAGUAGACAUCAUUCCUCAGCAUCUCUAAAGGUUGAUCGCUCCAAGUCCGUGGAGAUAGUGUCGAUCGGUGAUACUCGUAUAGUGACACUGGCGAGAGUGAACGAGAAUCCUGAAUUCACCGACGUCGUCAACGUUUGA